Messenger RNA from Pseudo-nitzschia multistriata, 1545 nucleotides. NCBI's taxonomy places the organism in Eukaryota, Bacillariophyta, Bacillariophyceae, Bacillariales, Bacillariaceae. The record is from the annotation of a GenBank genome assembly.
CUGACACAAGGUACACCGAAACAAUACUGGUUUCGAAAACCCAGCUCGUGCGUGAUCCACACCCACACCCAUUGCCACCGACACACUACAGUCCCAAAGCGCACCCGCUGUUCAACACCCGGAAGAAAACACAACCCAUGCCUCGCAACGCCACACCGAGAAGCGCAGCGGCAACGACGGAAAUGACCCGUCUCCGGAGAAGAUCGGGCAAGAACCCCGAUCGGGCCGCAGCGGCGGUCGCCCUCGCGGCCGUGCUCGCCGGUGGAUCGGUGGCGAACGCCUACGUUGGCACCGGUCCCAUGGCGGGAAGGGCGGCCUUUGGUGCCCGGAGACGAUACCGGAUUCCCCAACCCUCUGCCACGGGCCUCCCCGGACUCCGCAUGGCGCCGCCGUCGCCCCUUGCCGAGCCGGAUUCUCCGGCACCGCCAACCGGCAGCACCGGCGGAAUCCCGGAAGCUCCCGCUUUCCCCGAGCCGGGACCUCCCGUGGCAUCGGAAACAGCCACCGGCGACGCCGAGACGAAGGCACCCCCCGGAGAAGAAGAACCACAAGAACCACCCUCCGGUAGCGACGCACCGGAGAUCGACGAGGCCCUGGAGCGCCUCAAGUUCCAGGUCGCUCUGCUGGCCACCGGGGCCGUGGCCACCUACCUCGUGGCCACCACCGCCGCGGGCCUCGCGCAGCAGGCGGCGUCGGCCCUGGACGUUUGGAAGCUCGCCGGGCAGAUCCCUGCCGCCGGCCUCUCGGUCCUCAAGGGGACCUACGGGGUCCUGAAGGUGGUCCUCCCCGCGGUGGGAUCCGCCGGAAAGGCGGCCUACGAAACGGCGGCGCCCGCCAUCGGGGGCGCCAUCGAGGCGGCGACGCCCGUGCUCCAGGAGACGGCCGAACGGGUGGCCGAGGUGGCGACGCCCGUGCUCCAGGAGACGGCCAGCAGGGUGGCCGAGGUUGCGGCCCCCGUGAUCGAGGAGACGGCCCGGACCGUCAACGAGGCAGCGGCCCCCUACGUCGACCAGGUCGCCUCCACCGUCCAGGGGGCCCAGGAACAGGUGAUCGGGCAGGUACAGCAGGCCCAGGAACAGGUGAUCGGGCAGGUACAGCAGGCCCAGCAGCAGGUKGCCGGGCAGGUACAGCAGGCCGCCGCCCCCUACGUCGACCAGGUCGCCUCGACGGUCCAGGGGGCCCAGCAGCAGGUGGCCGGACAGGUACAGCAGGCCCAGCAGCAGGUGGCCGGACAGGUACAGCAGGCCCAGCAGCAGGUUGCCGGGCAGGUCCAACAGGCCCAGCAGCAGGUGGCCGGACAGGUACAGCAGGCCGUCAGUGGAGCCGCGGAGGCCGUGGGCGGGGCUCUGGAGACCACCGCCAAGGAAGCCGGAAGGGCCUUCGAAACGGGCGUUCUGCCGAAGGAUCCGCACUAGCCACGACGCAUCGGGAGCCGGAAGGGAAAUGCGGCCGAGAUUUGCUUGCUUUCGUUGCCCCACACCAUGAUAUCGUAUUGCAACCAGACCUAAUUCACACGAUGUAAGCAAAUAAGGAACAUGCCAUCAU